This is a messenger RNA of Mercurialis annua (annual mercury), 5435 nucleotides long. RefSeq lists its product as uncharacterized. The record is from RefSeq and is a predicted model, not a curated record. Gene Ontology annotation, cellular component: cytoplasm. Bases 131 to 3103 code for a protein of 990 amino acids. NCBI's taxonomy places the organism in Eukaryota, Viridiplantae, Streptophyta, Magnoliopsida, Malpighiales, Euphorbiaceae. The transcript has 7 exons.
CAGUGUCUAAUCUCCUCACUAAAAUCGCUACACUCAUGCCAGCAAAACCCAGGAAAAGCUUCAAUUGGGUAAUUUACACCAAUUUCAAUUCCUUAUUUCUUGUUAUUAUUGCAUUUAAUCUGAAACCCUAAUGCCUUGUUCAAAUUUACUUAAACCUGGUAACUUUGAAGCCAAAAACCAAUUUGAAUUGUCUUUAAUUCAAGCUUUUAAACAGCUUGAAUCAAAUUUGAAACCGCCCUUUUCAUUGUCUAUUCCAAACCCACAAGAAUAUCUAGAGCUUAAUAGGGCCAUUUUUUUGGGGAUUUUAAUUGAUACCCACAAGGCUAUAAUCUACAUUAAGUAUUUACAUGCUAUUGUUACUGAUGGGUAUGCUUUUUUUGUUAGUUUAAUUGUUAAAUUAGUUAAUGAAUUGUACGAUAAGCUCGUCGAGUCGGUAAAACAUCAGUUGAUUUGGGUUGUUAGAGAGAUUGUUGAUGUUUUAGGAGUUGGUUUUGAUGGAAUGUUGGUGUCUUUGUUGAGGCAGAUUGUUGGUGGUGAUUUUAGUGACGGGAAUUUAUGGUUAUGUUACGAAUUGGUUAGCGUUUUCUUGAGUAAAUUUGAGUGUUUGUUAGAAGAGGAACCGAUGGUUUUGAGUAGUGCGCUUUACGUGUUCUUGAGGUUGUUAGGUGAUCAUUGUAGGUUGUCGAAUAGUUUGAAGUUGGACUCUUUAAAAGUGUUGGAGAUUGAGUUUUGUGUUAAGAUGUUGAGAGAGCAAUUUUGUUUGUGUAUGAAGAUUGGGAGGGACCUUGUUAGAUUACUGCAGGAUUUAGUUCAUGUACCUGUUUUUAGAGCUAUUUGGAAGGAUUUGUUGUUGAACCCAAGUGAGUUUAAGGUUCCAGGAUUUUCAGAUAUUUCUCAACUAUAUUGCUCUAGGACUUCGAGUCGUUAUUUUUUGCUGCGGAUCACUCCGGAAAUUGAAACCAAUAUGAGAUUUAUGCUUAUGCAUGUGAAGUUUGGAAGUCAGAAGCGCCAUCAGUUAUGGUUUGCUAAGAAAUUUCUUUUUGGACCGGAGAGAGAGACGCUAGUUGUUGAUAUUGUUCGUUUUAUUUGUUGUGGACACCACCCGUCUAAUGAAACUAUCUUGAGUGAUGUUAUACCUAGGUGGGCUGUUAUAGGCUGGUUACUGAAAAGUUGUAGAAAGAAUUAUGUUCAAGCUAAUGUGAAGCUGGCCUUAUAUUAUGAUUGGCUUUUCUUUGAUGAAAGGAUUGAUAACAUAAUGAAUAUUGAGCCAGGAAUGUUAUUAAUAGUAUGCUCAAUACCUAAAUAUAUGGACAUGGCCCACUCUCUUCUUGAAUUUUUGUUGCUACUUAUGGAGAAUUAUGAUGUCGAUCGCCCGAAUGUCACUGCAACGGGUCUAUCGUCAGCUUUCAAUAUACUUGUUCAAAAAGGAGUUAUCCGCUCAUUGGAUGUUUUGACAUCAUGUGAUGCACUUUCUCCAUCUUUGAAAGAAAGACUUGGAAGGUUAUGGUCGAAUUUGAAAGCGGGAGUCUUUAACAAAUCACAACCAGAUAAUCUUCCGCAGUACUCUGUAUCUUCGAGUUUGCAACAACGUUCAUAUCUGGGAACUCCGACAAGAUAUCCAGAACAAUCUCUUGCAAGUGAAGUGGAAGUUAGAUGUAACACUGAAGCUAUUGACACAUCUAUUACUGUUUCUGAUGCCUUGUCUAAUUGUCAAUCUGUUAGCACCAGUGAUAGUCAAAUUGAUGUUAUAGAAGGUUUGCUAAACAAUCUGGCUGAUACUAUAAAAAAGUCAAGUUCGAGUGCUCUUCAGAUUUUGGAAGCUAUACUUCUGUCAUUUUUGAAUCUCAAUGACCAAGGACCUGUUGUUUCAAUUUCUCCUGAUAUUUUAUGCUCAAGAAUAGCAGAUCAGUACCAAUCAAUCGGCUACAAAUUCUUUAGUCCCCUUGAGAAAAGUCCUAGUGUGCCUUGUUCUGGUCAUGAAAUUAGGUCUGCCACAAAUUUAAUUACUCGAACAUUCAUUUUUUCACUGCAUGAGAAGAUGCAAGGCAUGCUUGUGUUCUGGUUAAGGAAUGGUUUUCCUGUAGGAGCACAUUUACUGUCAUAUGCAUUGCAACUAGCUUAUGAAGCACAUGUAACAGGUUGCUCAGGAAAUGCAAUGGCUGACAGCAACUUGUCUAAAUUAUGUGAGUCAGGCAUGCCGUUGUUGACCUUUCAUAUUGAUGGCUAUUCUUCUUUUUCUAAUGCCGGAGCGAAACAUGCUUGUAAAGAUACUGUUCCUGUGUCUGAAAUAGACAAGAAGUUGGUUAUUAAAUUGGUGGAAAAUGCUUUUGCUGCUUACAAGUAUUUCUUUGAGUUUUCAAUAAAAAUUCAGCAAAAAGAAGAUGAUAUGUCUCUGUCAAAGCUCCUCUUAAUUGACGCAGGUUCGUGCCUUCAUUGGGAAAGAGUAAAACCAAACUUCUUAUUCUCAAGUAUCUUCCAUCAUUUUGCAGAUUUAUGCAUCGGUGAGGAAAAUAUCAUCAGGUUACUUAUUAGUAGGUUGAAUCAUGCUGACAUUGUCGAAAUGCAGUUUGAGAUUGGGUUAAAGAAAAUUGUUGUGUUUGGGGACAAUAGUGCAACCAUUUUCCUGUUGAUGAAGAAUUCUCUAAGUUGGGAUCCAUUGGAGCAACACAGAUUUUGGAGUUUAAUUAGAUCGGAACUUGUGGUUUCUAAAGUUCAGGUGGAGAAGAUAAUUUUGCAAUUUCUCUGUUGUGAUGAUCUGGAUGCAAAUGUUAGUGCUAUUGCAGUUGGUGGCCUUCUUACAUUGUGCACUUGCUGUGCACCCACAACUGAGCUUGUUGGUGCAAUCAUGUUAUUACCUGAUCAUGUCUUCCACGACUUUGCUGCUACAGCUCUGGCUUCAUGGGUUUUGUCCAAUCCCACAAUGUUAUUUGAUAGUUUGGCUAAAUUUUCAGAGCUUAACAACAAGAAUGGUGUUGUCUUUGGUUCAACGGGGAUUAAAAUUAAUCGAUCAGCAGUUCUAUGGUUAGUGAAUUAUUUUACAGCACAAGGGGUGAAUGCCUCAGAUAUUUUAAGCAGCUUUCCUUGUAAUACUCUUGGUGGAUAAGCAACACGCUCAUCAUGGUGGUGGGACAAUAUAGCACAAGCACAUAUCCCUGCAAUCUGUAUGAUAUGGUUAAUUGCAUUUAUUUGCCAGUUGAACCAGAGUGGAAUUAGUUUAUGCUUCUAUUGUUUGCUUUCUUUCCAAAGUCCCUACUGAGAAAUUUCAUUUCAUCUUCAACUCCUACAUCCUCUUAUGAUCUCAGAUAAGGGGACCAGAAUUUAGAAUCAAAGGCUGUUUUAUCAGAAUCUCUCUUGGGAGGUAAAAGAGACUAAGGUGUAGGCAAAGAGGCUGCUGCUCGUUCUGCUUCUGCUACUGCUGUCAAGGUGGUUCCUGAAUCUGGGAACAGAUCCAGAUAUUGCUCGGAAUAAGUACAGAAGGAAAGAAGUUUCAAAAGAUAACCGCAUUAAGGAGAUUCUGAUAUUGAGAUUUUCAAAGAUGAAAAUGGAUUCAAAGGAGCUUGGUUCUCGGUUAAGGUAAUGUUUACAAGAUGGGAAAACAUAUGUGGGUUACACCGGUCCUACAUGGAGUUAGUGCUGCUUAAUUCCAUGAAUGUGAAGGAUACAAGGCACCAACUUGAUUCCCGUCCACCCUAUAACUGUCAUAUGUUUUGGAGGAGCAGGGAAGAGAAGAAGUAAUGUUGUGGGGAAACAUACUUGGUCCUUUGGUGAUAGAGUCGACACAUGGUAACAAUUCAUGGAGAAACACCUGUUGGAAAAUGGAACCUUAGGCCUUCUCUUAUCUAAAAAGAUGGGGAAUGGAUUAAAUGCUCCAAUUCAGGGGAGAAUAAUUGAUCUUCUCAUGGGGGUGGUACUCUGGCAGAGAAGAAACCAAUGGUGCAGAGCCUUGUAGGGGAGGCCAACUGGCCAAGGGAAAGGAUAAGGCUCCUAAAACUAUAUACGUGACAAAAUCGGAUAAAUCUGACAACCCAAAAUUAUAGCCCUUAACCGUUGAUGAAAAUUCUUUGGUGUACCAAAUUAGUAGAAAUGGGAGUGAAUAAUCAUUAUAUUACAGUUGAAAGUGGUUAAACCAAUGAAAGUAAUGAUUCAACCAAGUUCAGAAAAUAUUUGAUGCCUCGAGGAGCAGGAUCCCUGGGAUGAAAAAAGGUGCUUCUAAAACAGAACUAUAUGAAAAGUGAGAAGCAAUUGGUAAGCCCAGAAUGAAAUCUGGCGAGCCACAAAGUAUUUUAGGUAGAACCAUUCCACACAAGGAAAACCCAACAAAUUCCCCAGUUGCCAUCCCUGAUUAGAGUACUCUUAGAGAUCAUGUUGCAAAGGCCAAUAAUUCUGUAAACUAUUCUGAGAAUGCUUUGGUAAAGCAGAACUUUACCAGUGUUCUAACAUUUUCUAUGUCUGGAUAUACCGAGGACCUGAUCUUAUUUUCUGCAGUUGCUUUUCCAUCAGAUAGCGCAACUUCUAAGAAGUUGGCCUCAUCAAUUGCCAAAUCUGAGCUGGUAAGUAAAAAAGAACCAUCUCCUGCUGCUAUGGAAUUUGGUACAAUUGAGAACAAGACCUAAUCUUCUAACAGCUGCACCGUGGAUUGCUUGUUUGAAUGUGGAUAGUACAUUCAACUCUGGAGUAUCGACUUCUCAAUCAUCUCCUAAUGGAUUGUACAUUCAAGUUUCGACUGCCCAAGUCGAUAAUUCAACUUUAAAUGAUGAAGAGAAGAAGAGAUGGGAAGCAUUUAGAGAACCACUAUCUGCAUUUCAGUUCAGUAUCGAUGAGAAAGAUAAGAUACUCGGAAAAGAAUUUGGCUUCAUGCAUUCAACUUACUGGGGCGAAGAACGAAAACAAGAAGUCCCAAAAUAUGAAACUGUUUGUAAAACACUAGAUUUUCUUAGGAGUCUAGGCCUUUCUGAUGAAGAUCUUUACAAGGUAGUAAAAAAAACCUGAAGUUCUCGGCUGUAGUAUCAAAACAUGAAUUGAAAAACAAUGUGAAGAUACUUGAAAAGGAUUGGGCUAUAAAAGGAAAAACAUUAAGAAAUCUUCUCCUUUGAAAUCCGAAGACCUUCCAUUUUUGAAGAAUAUAUCCUCAGAUUGUUUGUGAAUCGAUGCAUUCUUCCGUAUAUCAGAGCCUCGGAGAGCUGGUCAUAUGAGGAAUAUCAAUAAACGUCUCUGUCUCUGUCAACUUAAUACUGUUAGACCAUCAAGCCAAGGUUACUGAAUUUUAUCAUUGUGAUGUUCAUUUUUUUUUCAGAGACGGUGUGAAAUGAUCGUAUCGAUUUUACUCAACUGGUGGUGAUACCGGUUUUACUACCGGUCUGAAUUUAAAAACACUUCUGCUGAUUGUAGGCUUAUAAAAGUAGAUAAUCUUCGGUAUUCAUAUCCACACUAUUUAA